AUGAGCGAAGAAUUAUUAACUGAUCAACCCCUUGCUCAACAAAAAACUAACAUGUUAGAGGAUGAAUCAAGCACCACAACCGCACAGGGUGCAGAGUCCUCAGCUUUAUCCAUUCCUUCUGCCAAUAAGAAGAAGGCUACUCUACCAUUUUGGAAUCAUCCAAUCAUGUAUCUUGUUAAUAUUCAUAUUCUCGUGUGUUUGCAUGCUUUCUCUUGGUGGGCUUUACUUCAAACUGCAAAUCAUCCUUUGAGAAAGCAUAUCAUCUCUCAACCGCUAUCUUUUAUUCAGAAAACUAUGACUUACAUUCCAGAUACUGUAGUUCCUCAUGUCAACCAAAACAUUUCUGUGAUUCUCUCAGAGUACUUCCCUUCUGAGGAAACAGUCAUUUCAACUUCAUUCUUGUCAAGCCCAUUAUUUGGCUUUGUUAUAUUGCCAAUUGCUGAGAUUGUACUACCAUUCAAAGGAGUUCAAUACUUGUAUGAGAAUAAGGUAUAUGACAAGAAGGACAUUGACGAUCAAACGAACAAGUACAAAUUAUUCUACAGAGUAAUUCCUCUCAUUUACACAGUGACUCUGAGCGCAUUAUUUUGGUUCUCUCUCACUCGUGUUCAUUUAUUGACCAUAGAACAAUUUCUCAUGCAUUCAUUCUCUCUCGCUGUGGUUAUUGCUCAGAGCGGUGCUAUCUCACAUGAAAUGCUUCACAAAAGAACUUGGCUCGAGAAAAUAUGCUCCAGAAUUAUUCUAAGCUAUCAUAGCUAUUUGCAUUUCCCUUUGGAGCAUGUAUAUUCACAUCACAAAAAACUUGCCACCUAUGAAGAUGCAGCCACUGCAAGAUAUGGAGAGACUGUUUACACUUUUGUGUUUAGAUCAAGUUUUACAGGAUAUAUGAAUGCAUGGAAAAUAGAUAUGGAGAACGUUAAAAAGAAAAAAGGAAAGUUAAGAUGGUUGAAAUCUGAAAUGCUAUGGAGUACUGCAGCUACAAUUGCUCUCCCAAUAAUUAUAUAUCAGUUCAUUGGAGUAGCUGCCUUGGCCUCAUUUAUAAUCACAUGCAUAGUCGCAAUAUUCCUUGUAGAGUCUGUCAAUUAUGUGGAGCAUUAUGGCCUUAUGAGAAGAAAGAGGGAUGAUGGAACUUACGAACCAGUGAAUGAAACUCACAGUUACGAUGCACUUUUCAGAGUGAGCAGUUACAGUUACUUUAAUAUCAUUUUCCAUGCUGAUCAUCACUUUUAUGGUCAACGAGAGUACUACAAAUUGAGAGUCUAUGACAACUCUCCCAAGCUUCCUUAUGGCUAUGGAACAAUGAUCCUGUUAUCUUUCGUUCCUCCUCUUUUUUUCAGUGUUAUGCAUCCUAUUUUGUUUGAUUUUUAUGAGAAACGAGGAAUAGACUACAAUAAGAUGUUACAGCAAGAAUAA
Molecule: messenger RNA, 1413 nt
Organism: Naegleria lovaniensis
Lineage: Eukaryota; Heterolobosea; Eutetramitea; Acrasida; Naegleriidae
Exons: 2
Coding region: 1-1413 (470 amino acids)
Biological process (GO): lipid metabolic process
Molecular function (GO): oxidoreductase activity
Source: RefSeq, a predicted model, not a curated record